CUCCCCGUCUCCGCAGAAACCUGAAACCCGAAACACAACACAACAAAUAGAAAAAAAACGAGUCAUUUAGAAGCAUCUCGCUGUUUUCUUCAUGUUGCUAUAAAAGUCAUUUUGAGCUGUUUCAAUGGAAAGCAAUUAUUGCGAAAUGGAGACAAACACAGGUUUGAAAGAAGAAGAGAUAGAGUUAGAGUUAGGAUUAUCUCUAGGAGGGAGCUACAAAAGGCAAAACGGUAGCGAAUCGAGAUCUGAUACUACUGCUGAUAUGGGUUCAAGAGAAAAGCAAUCAACUUGCAUAAGAUCUAAUGUGUCUCCUUGUUUUAUUGGAGAUUCUGGGCAUUUAGUUAUGGAUCCAAAGAAGAAACGGGAGAUUCAUGCGUUAAGAAGACAGGAAGCGAAGAAGAAAAGAGAAGAGAAACAGUUAAAGAAGGGUGGGGUUUGUAGAGCAUAUUUUAACGGAAUUCAAGUGAUUAACGGAGAUAAUGUUAGUAACAACAAUGAAAUGUUUUUAAAGGUGAAAGCUUCUCAAUCUCAAGUCGACAGAGAUGGUGAAAUGGAAGAGCGAGAAUGCAAGAAAAGCAAAACAGAAAAUAUUGGAUCUGAACGUAUCGACGGAAAGAAAGUGAAUCUAAAUUUGAAUGUCGACCAAUAUAACGGUACUCCUUAUCCAAUGGCAUGUACUUCGUCGCCUGUGCACCCGACGGUUUUACCCGUGCAAUAUGCCCACCCGCCGUUGCAGUAUGGUCCGCCGACGAAUGGGUUUGUCUAUCCUUGUGCAAAUGUAAAUGUAAUGCCUUGUUGGUUCACUGCUGGAGAGGAAAGGAAUGUGGUUCAGGUCCAAUCGGUGGUUAGCUAUGGAUUCGUGCCGUUUCAGGCGGCUUCGGAUCCGGGUCAUAAUUUGGGCAGUGGUUAUGAUUCAGAGCAGAAUGGCAGCCGGGAUAAUGGGAAUAAGAAAGAUGGGUCUAAUGGGUCACCGAUGUGUGCUUCCUCUACGUCUUCGGACCAUAGGAGCUUUUCUAAUGAAGGAGGUGGUAGCAGCGACACAAGAAGUCGUUCAAGUCCCUCAGUACCAGAACAACCUCAAUUGAAUGAUUCAAAAGCAAAGGAAGCCAAAGGCCAGUCUGAACACAGUGCUACCUCUGAGCUCAUAGAAGCUGCUCAAGUUGAAAACAAAAUGAUUCAAUCUUCAUCAACUGAACCUAAAGGAGAAGCUAAAAUUGAAAAAGAAACCAGUCCUACUAAUCAAAGAUUCGCAACUCCAUUGAUGAAAAGCAAAUCAACAGAUUUAGGCAAGCCUCCUAAGCCUCAAAAACUGAACCACAGCAACUCUUCCUUGCCUUCCAUGCCUUGCGUUUCAACGACAGGGAAUGGUCCGAAUGGGAGAACCAUUAAUGGGUUCCUGUAUAGAUAUACAAAAACAGAAGUUAGCAUCAUUUGUGUUUGCCAUGGAAGUUCAUUUUCGCCGGCCGAGUUCGUGCAGCAUGCAGGAGGCACCGAUGUUUCACAUCCUCUAAAGCACAUUACUGUGAUUCCUUCAGCUUUUUGACUUUGCAUUUGCAAUGGUCGUUCCCUUUUUUCUUUUCUUUCUUUUAAUUCUAGCCCAUGACAAGGUGUAUAUAUAUACAUUUUGAGUUAGAGGAAAUCUUCCUGGCAAAUGGUAGGAGGAGACAGAGUCAUUUCUUCUUUAGCUAUUCUCUAACUGCAUUAACAAAUUAAUACUGGGAAUAUUUGACAUUUAGGUCAGGUAUUUAAUAAUUUUCUGAUUUGGCUA
Jatropha curcas is the source of this 1768-nucleotide messenger RNA. Its product is annotated as nuclear transport factor 2/RNA recognition motif protein. Gene Ontology annotation, cellular component: nucleus. Lineage: Eukaryota; Viridiplantae; Streptophyta; Magnoliopsida; Malpighiales; Euphorbiaceae. The record is from RefSeq and is a predicted model, not a curated record. Gene Ontology annotation, biological process: signal transduction; negative regulation of DNA-templated transcription.